AUGGCUACAUAUGGACAGCGAUACCUGAAAAAAGCAAGGACGCUACCGAAACUUAGUGCAAUCCCAUUUGAAAUGAAUUUUUUCCCAAAAGAAUUGUGGUCCACGGUUGAUCCGAAAUACGUCGGUUUGCCGGGGGCGAACGGUUUCGGAGCCCUUUCACGGGCUGGUCAAAAACGAGGCUUUGAAGACGACGAGGAAGACGAAGUUGUGGACGCCGCGCGUAAGCGGCGGACCGUUGAUGAAGGGGAAGAUGAAGGAUCGGAUGUCGAUAGACGGAGAGACACAGAUGACGAGGGUGGACUGGAGGAGGAGGGAGAAGGGGAGGAAGAGAUUGUGGACGACGAUUUUGAGGACGAUGAGGAAGAUAUGGGCGGGGAUUAUAAUGCCGAGCAGUAUUUUGAUGCCGGCGAUGAAGGAGAUGACUAUGGUGACGGCGAUGGCGGUGAUGGCGAUGGAGGUGUUUUACUUUUCACACUUAAACUUCCGUACCUUCUCUACCAUUUCGCAUUGGAUGUCAGGAAUAAUACUGUCGAGAGAUGGAUCACAAGUUUGCGCUUUUACACUGGUUUUAUGAGCACAAACACGAUCGUCUUCGCUGGAAAACCAAAGGGCCCUCGGGGUCAGAGUGCUGAAAUGGCCUACAGCGAAAAUGGCAAUCCGAGGACUGCGUUGGUUAUUUACGCCUCUGAAACGGGCAACUCUCAAGAAAUAGCGGAGGAGCUUGGCCGCUUGACCGAGCGACUUCACUUCCAUACCUAUAUAUCAGAGCUAGAUGCGGUCAAAGCAGGGUCCUUGAACGAACAUUCCUUUGUCAUCUUCGCCAUUUCGACUACCGGACAAGGUGACCUCCCUGCGAAUGGACGGACGUUUUGGCGAUCUCUGCUCUUGAAAAGGCUUUCAUCGACCUACUUGCAUCACGUCAAUUUCGCGAUAUUUGGGCUUGGAGAUAGCUCUUAUCCAAAGACCGACGGCACUUUCGUUCCUUGGGCGCAAAACUUGAGGAAAUUUCUGUUGGAUAAAUUUCCUUUGGAGCCUGGCCAGCACCCAAUACCAGAUGAUGUUGGACUACUACCGAAAUGGGUUCUCACCACUUGGAGCCCAAGUAUAGGCGAGCCAGGACAAACAGUUAAUGGAGAUGGAACUCAGCUUGAAACAGACAGCGAGAAUAGGAAGGGAGCGCCCGGAAGAUACCCUGCUUUACAGUCUCAAGAUCAUGAUACACGGCCAAUUCCUAACUCCAUCUCGGCGACUCUAGUUGAUAAUAUCCGUGCCACUCCAAAAAGCCACUGGCAGGAUGUUCGACAUCUUAUCCUGACGGUCCCUGAAUGCCUAAAGUACGUCCCAGGGGACGUUCUUCAUAUAACACCAAAAAACUUUUCAGACGAUGUAGAUGCGCUCAUAUCUCUGAUGGGAUGGGAAACCGACGCCGAUGUUCCGUUAUGCUUUGCCCCCAGGGACCCGUCGUCGCCGUCAUCUAUGCCCCCACCCACACCGUUUCUGCAGGAUAACCCCGGAUUUACACUGCGUGAAUUACUGACUAACUAUUUAGAUAUCAUGGCGAUUCCCCGUCGAUCCUUCUUUUCCCAAGUAGCCCACUUUACCACCGAUGCAAUGCAUAAAGAACGACUCCUAGAAUUUACUAACCCAGAAUAUAUUGAUGAAUAUUAUGAUUACGCCACACGGUCUAGACGGAGUAUCUUAGAAGUUUUAUAUGAAUUCGACACCAUCAAAAUACCUUGGCAGAAUGCUUGUACAGUUUUCCCCAUUUUGCGUGGGCGUCAGUUCAGCAUCGCCAGCGGUGGAAAAUUGAAGAGGACAGCUGACGGAGAAACAAGGUUCGACCUGUUAGUGGCCAUCGUCAAAUAUCAAACUGUCAUAAAGAAGAUUCGUGAGGGUAUAUGCACAAGAUAUCUUGCCAUACUCCAACCAGGGAGCACUUUGAAAGUUCAACUCCAUCGAGGCGGCCUUAAUCCUUCCGCAAAGCAGCUCCUGGAGCCUUCUGUGCUGAUAGGGCCAGGGACGGGGGUCGCGCCUAUCCGAUCUCUCCUGUGGGAAAAAGCGGCUUUGGCGGAGGCAUAUCGCCACAAGUACGGCUCAAAUUCUCCGCUGCCAAUUGGACCUAUCAUUCUACUAUACGGUGGCCGCAACAGAGGCGCAGACUUUUUCUUCGAGAAGGAUUGGGAGGAGCUCAAGGAGACGCUUGAUCUUACCGUUCUCUCGGCCUUUUCCAGGGAUCAAAGGCAAAAGCACUAUGUUCAGGACGUGAUCCGGCAGAAGAAAGACCAAUUCUUCAACGUGCUGCACGAUUUGCAAGGAACGGUCUUUAUUUGCGGGUCGUCUGGACGGAUGCCCCAGGCGGUGAGGGAGGCAUUGAUCGAAACGUUUGAGAAGCCUGGGUCUAAUCGUCAGGAGGCAGAAAAGUACCUGAUGGACAUGGAAAAGGUGGGACGAUAUAGACAGGAGACCUGGUGA
Uncinocarpus reesii 1704 is the source of this 2472-nucleotide messenger RNA. RefSeq lists its product as uncharacterized. The transcript is spliced from 6 exons. Gene Ontology annotation, cellular component: cytosol. Gene Ontology annotation, biological process: transcription by RNA polymerase III. Gene Ontology annotation, molecular function: flavin adenine dinucleotide binding; FMN binding; NADPH-hemoprotein reductase activity. Lineage: Eukaryota; Fungi; Ascomycota; Eurotiomycetes; Onygenales; Onygenaceae. Bases 1 to 2472 code for a protein of 823 amino acids. The record is from RefSeq and is a predicted model, not a curated record.